AUGGUUUCCCUCUAUACUGACCUUUUUAAUUCUUCUUCUAUUUUGCAACCUAAUGGCAUAUUUAAAGAAAUGAUUCCAAACUUAGUCUCUACUAACAUAAAUGUUAUGCUCACUCGUACUCCUUCCUCUGAGGAAAUUCACCAUGUUAUUUUUGCCAUGAAUCUCAAUAGAGCUCCAAGGCCUGAUGGUUUUGGAGCUUCCUUUUUCCAUAAGUUUUGGGACAUUAUCAAGGAUGAUCUGGUCAGAGUUUUGUUUGAGCUUUUCACCUCCAACUAG
Molecule: messenger RNA, 276 nt
Organism: Lathyrus sativus (Indian pea)
Lineage: Eukaryota; Viridiplantae; Streptophyta; Magnoliopsida; Fabales; Fabaceae
Source: the annotation of a GenBank genome assembly